CGGCGCUGACGUUUCACUACAGCCUCGCCGCCCCAACAGUGCAUUCUGGGUCCAACCCAAGAUGGCUGCGCCCUUGCAGAAGUGCUGAAGAAGUGCCUCUCCGGAGAAAUUCUCGGGAUUGUGUGUGAUUUCGGCGAAAACUCUCUCACCAGAUCCGCUCCUGGGGUCGCUGGUUUGUAGAAGAAGACCUUACUACACCAGUCAUCGAUAAGUGCGGCCAGUGCUUCGUGUGGCUGUGGCAGACUGUCCGUGUGAAGAUGGGCCUCGUCUCCAGCCCCUUCCCAUAGCGAAGAGCCGUGGGGAGAGGAGCCGCAGAUUCCCCUGCAAACACGCACCCGUCCAACUCGGAUUUGACGGGUUUGACAUACUGUACAGGCUGUGGACGCUGCCCUACAAUUUUCUGACCAGGAUUCUUUGUGCGACCGUGUCUGUCAUCGUCCGGAGGCAGAGAGGUUCCCCAACCCGGGUAGAUAAUCCCACAGCACCGAGGGCCCUGAUGAAAAUGGACUCAGACUUGCUUCACUCACCGGCCGUGGGCCUUGCUGAAGAAGAGGAGGCCGACAUGAAUGAUUGGAAGCUUCCCCUGGCCUUCAUGAAGAAACGGCACUCAGAGAAGAUUGAGGGCUCCAAGGCUUUAGCGCAGAGCUGGAGGAUGAAGGACAGGAUGAAGACUGUGAGUGUAGCGCUGGUGUUGUGUCUCAACGUGGGAGUGGACCCUCCUGAUGUGGUCAAGACCUCCCCCUGCGCAAGACUGGAGUGCUGGAUAGAUCCUCUGUCGAUGAGUCCACAGAAAGCCCUGGAGACCAUCGGGGCCAACCUGCAGAAGCAAUAUGAAAACUGGCAACCCAGGGCACGUUACAAGCAGAGUCUGGACCCCACAGUGGACGAGGUGAAGAAGCUGUGCACAUCACUGAGACGUAAUGCCAAGGAGGAGCGAGUCCUCUUCCACUACAACGGCCACGGGGUGCCACGACCCACGGUCAACGGGGAGAUCUGGGUCUUUAAUAAGAACUACACCCAGUACAUACCGCUGUCCAUCUACGACCUGCAGACAUGGAUGGGGAGCCCGUCCAUUUUUGUCUAUGAUUGCUCCAACGCGGGAAUCAUUGUCAAGUCGUUUAAACAGUUCGCCCUGCAGAGAGAGCAGGAGCUGGAGGUGGCAGCCAUCAAUCCAAGCCACCCGCUCGCCCAGAUGCCCCUGCCACCCUCCAUGAAGAACUGCAUCCAGCUGGCAGCCUGUGAGGCCAGUGAACUGCUGCCCAUGAACCCCGACCUCCCCGCUGACCUCUUCACUUCCUGCCUCACCACGCCCAUCAAGAUUGCCCUCCGAUGGUUCUGUAUGCAGAAGAGUGCCAAGUUGGUGCCAGGGGUGACGUUAGACCUCAUUGAGAAGAUCCCUGGCAGGCUCAACGACAGACGCACUCCCCUCGGAGAGCUCAACUGGAUCUUCACAGCCAUCACCGAUACGAUCGCCUGGAAUGUGCUGCCUAGAGAUUUGUUCCAGAAGUUGUUUCGUCAGGACCUGCUGGUGGCCAGCUUGUUCCGCAAUUUCCUAUUAGCGGAGAGGAUAAUGAGGUCAUACAACUGUACACCGGUCAGCAGUCCGCGUCUGCCCCCUACAUACAUGCACGCUAUGUGGCAAGCGUGGGACCUGGCCGUGGACAUAUGCCUCUCUCAGCUGCCUACCAUCAUCGAGGAGGGCACUGCCUUCAGACACAGUCCUUUCUUUGCGGAGCAGCUGACGGCAUUUCAGGUGUGGUUGACGAUGGGUGUGGAAAACAGAAACCCUCCUGAGCAGCUGCCAAUUGUACUGCAGGUCCUCCUUAGUCAGGUGCAUCGACUGCGCGCUCUAGACCUGCUUGGACGGUUUCUGGACCUGGGACCCUGGGCUGUCAGUCUGGCCCUGUCUGUAGGGAUCUUCCCCUACGUGUUAAAGCUGCUUCAGAGCUCAGCCAGAGAGCUGCGGCCACUGCUGGUUUUCAUCUGGGCUAAAAUCCUGGCUGUGGACAGUUCAUGUCAAGCUGACCUGGUGAAAGACAACGGACACAAGUACUUCCUGUCGGUUUUGGCCGACAAUUACAUGCCAGCUGAGCAUCGAACAAUGGCAGUCUUCAUAUUGGCUGUUAUUGUCAACAGCUACAACACAGGACAGGAGGCCUGUCUGCAGGGCAACCUAAUAGCCAACUGCCUGGAGCAACUGUCAGACCCCCAUCCCUUGCUCCGCCAAUGGGUGGCGAUUUGCCUGGGCCGCAUCUGGCAGAACUUCGACCCGGCGCGCUGGUGUGGAGUCCGAGACAGCGCCCACGAGAAGCUCUACACCUUGUUGUCGGAUCCAAUCCCUGAGGUCAGGUGUGCAGCUGUCUUUGCUCUGGGGACUUUUGUGGGAAACUCUGCUGAGAGGACGGACCACUCAACCACCAUUGACCAUAAUGUGGCCAUGAUGCUUGCCCAGCUCAUCAAUGAUGGCAGCCCAGUGGUCCGCAAGGAGCUGGUAGUGGCACUGAGUCACCUGGUGGUCCAAUAUGAAAGCAACUUCUGUACAGUUGCCCUCCAGUUUAUAGAAGAAGAGAAGAACUACACAGUGCCGUCACCAGCCAACACCGCAGAGCCUGGUAACUUGACUCCAGUGAGGGACAGCCCAGCAAUCCCACGCCUGCGAUCGGUCAACUCUUACACCAACAUCCGCGCUGCUACCACCGCUCGCAACCUGAACAAGAGCCUGCAGAACCUCAACCUCAAUGAAGAGGGUGGACCAGCAGCCUUCUCUCCUGGUAACCUGAGCACCAGCAGCAGCGCCAGCAGCACCCUGGGGAGCCCCGACAACGACGAGUACAUCCUCUCCUUUGAGACCAUCGACAAAAUGCGACGGGUGUCUUCAUAUUCUUCCCUCAACUCUCUCAUAGGUGUGUCCUUCAACAGCGUUUACACUCAGAUCUGGAGAGUGCUGCUACAUCUCGCUGCAGACCCAUUUCCUGAGGUGUCAGAUCUGGCCAUGAAGGUCCUCAACAGUAUAGCAUACAAGGCAACGAUGAACGCUCGGCCUCAGAGGAUCCUGGACUCUGGAUCUCUUACCCAGUCGGCCCCAGCCAGUCCCACCAGCAAGGGCACACACAUUCACCAGGCUGGUGGGUCUCCUCCCAUGCCCAGCACAAGCAGCUCCAGUUUGACCAAUGAGGUGCCCAAACCCCCGACCAGAGAGCAGCCAGCCACACGGCCACCCUACACCCCAACACUGGGAGGACAAGCACCCCACUCCCACCAGUUCCCCCGCACCCGCAAGAUGUUCGACAAGGGACCAGAGCAGGCAGCUGAAGACGGUGACGAGCCGGGUGGUCACAGGAACUACAUCAGUCCUGCCCUCCAGACAGGCCUGUGUGAUUGGAGUGCAAAGUAUUUUGCUCAGCCUGUUAUGAAGAUCCCAGAGGAGCAUGACCUGGAGAGUCAGGUGAGGAUGGAGCGGCAGUGGAGGUUCCUGAGAAAUGCUCGUGUGAGAAGGCAGAGCCGGAGUAUUACACAAAGAGGUGUUUCCCGUCUGGAUGAUCAGAUAUUCAUCAACCGCAACCCUGGAGUACCGUCUGUUGUGAAGUUCCACCCCUUCAACACCUGCAUUGCUGUGGCCGACAAGGACAGCAUCUGUUUCUGGGACUGGGAGAAGGGCGAGAGGCUGGACUAUUUCUACAACGGAAACCCUCGUUACACUCGCAUCACAGCAAUGGAGUACCUGAAUGGACAUGACUGUUCGUUACUGCUCACUGCAACAGAUGAUGGAGCAUUACGCAUCUGGAAGAACUUCGCAGACCAGAAGAACCCAGAGAUGGUGACGGCGUGGCAGGGUCUUUCUGACAUGCUGCCCACUACUCGAGGUCAGCCCUCUGCCAGCGCUCACAGUCUGGCCAGAAGGGUCUCCAUCUAUCUUGACAGGAGUAAGCAAGGAGGUGCAGGUAUGGUUGUGGACUGGGAGCAGGAAACGGGUCUCCUCAUGACGUCUGGAGAUGUCCGAGUCAUCAGGAUCUGGGACACUGACAGGGAGAUGAAGGUCCAGGACAUCCCAACAGGAGCAGACAGCUGUGUGACCAGCCUGUCCUGUGAUUCCCAGCGUUCGCUCAUCGUUGCCGGUCUGGGUGACGGAUCUGUACGCGUCUUCGACAGGAGGAUGGGUCCAAAUGAAUGUCGGGUGAUGACCUACAGGGAGCAUGGGGCCUGGGUGGUCAAAGCUCAUCUACAGAAGGAGACAGAUGGACAUAUUAUCAGUGUCAGUGUUAACGGAGACGUUCGAUUCUUUGAACCGAGGACACCAGACUCCGUCAACGUGCUGCAGACGGUGAAGGGGUUAACAGCUCUGGACAUCCAUCCACAGGCUAAUUUGUUCGCCUGUGGAUCGAUGAACCAGUUCAUAGCGGUCUACAAUGCUAAUGGCGAUGUGAUCAGCAAUAUAAAGUACUACGAUGGCUUCAUGGGUCAGAGGAUCGGGGCCAUCAGCUGUUUAGCCUUCCAUCCCAGCUGGCCCCACUUGGCAGUAGGCAGCAAUGACUACUACAUGUCCAUCUAUUCAGCAGAGAAGAGACUCAGAUAACACACCAGCAUUCAUCACCCCCUAAACCCCCACCCGCCCCCCAACAAAAAACACCACAUAUGACUUCUGACCCUGAGCCUCAAGCUCUGGGAUGUAAAUGACUUUUUUGUUGUACAUAUGCAAUUACCACCCUGAAUGUUCUAGUGAUGGCUGCUGAGAAAAACUGCUAUGAACGACUAUAUAUAUAUUAUUAUUAUUCUCAUUGUUUAAUCAUAUUCUUAUUAUGAAGCUAAUGAUUGUAGACUUAGCUGUGCGGAGGAGUGUGUAUAUUUAAAUAGCGUAUACAGAAGAAGAGAGGCUAUAUUUUAAAGAAGUGGUACCCAUCAAUCACCAGGGCUCCUCCUCAGCACUGCACAGUGAGCAUCACUACCUGAACAGACUGUGACCCAAAACAGAUAUGGCGUGGGAGGGGUCUCCUAGAGGACAGCACACACUGUUAAAACACAUUCACUGGUGCAGGAAACACGGACUCGCCCUCCCUUGGACCCUGGUGUGUUAAUAAAAUUCAUUUUAAUGGC
This is a messenger RNA of Xiphias gladius (swordfish), 5091 nucleotides long. It is a transcript of the gene rptor, whose product is annotated as regulatory associated protein of MTOR, complex 1. NCBI's taxonomy places the organism in Eukaryota, Metazoa, Chordata, Actinopteri, Istiophoriformes, Xiphiidae. The record is from RefSeq and is a predicted model, not a curated record. Gene Ontology annotation, molecular function: protein binding; protein-macromolecule adaptor activity. The coding region runs from base 497 to 4573 and encodes 1358 amino acids. The transcript is spliced from 36 exons. Gene Ontology annotation, cellular component: TORC1 complex; cytoplasm. Gene Ontology annotation, biological process: cellular response to starvation; regulation of autophagy; cellular response to amino acid stimulus.